Enterobius vermicularis (human pinworm) is the source of this 2238-nucleotide messenger RNA. The record is from the annotation of a GenBank genome assembly. NCBI's taxonomy places the organism in Eukaryota, Metazoa, Nematoda, Chromadorea, Rhabditida, Oxyuridae.
AUGUUUAUUUGGGUUUUCACGGUUGGAAUUUUGUUUGAUUCUAUUUUCUUCAUUAUUGCUUAUCGCACUUAUUGGAAUUUGUGUUUUAUGGCUUUACAUACUUCAAGGUUAUCAACACUUUAUUCACGCGGAUAUAUCCAUUAUUUGCUCUACCGCUUCUCAGGUUAUGGUUAUCGAAAGGAUCAACUGUUCGAUAUACAGAACGACAGCAGUUUUGGACUUGAUAAAAGCGCUGUAAAUCAUCAUGAAUUAGUUUGUACUUCUAGAGAAUGCGUCCUUAUUGCGGGUUUCUUAGCCGGAAAUCUCAACGAAAAGGUUGACCCAUGUGACGACUUCUACGAGUAUGCUUGUGGAAAUUAUGGGUUAGACCGAUAUUUGUCAGCAAACAAACCGUUAAGACAUACUUUGACAGAUAUGCAGAGUCGUCUGAAUAAGCAGGUCAAGAUUCUCUUAGAGUCACCUGUCAAGGAAGCCGAUGAACCUUGGGAUCGGUUGGCUAAAACAUAUUACCAGCAAUGCAUUCGAGAAGAUGAUCUCGAAAAAACUGGUGAUAUAACAGUUAAAGAAGUUCUUAAAGAACUUGGCGGUUGGCCGGUUUUAGAAGGCGAGAGGUGGAAAGAAUGGCAGUUUUCAUGGGAGGAACAACUGGCUCGAGUUAUGAAUAAAACGGGUAUCAAUGCAGUAAUCCUUGAGCUCUCUGUGUCCCAUGACCCUCGAAACAGUUCCAAAAGCUUAAUUGAGCUUGACCAGCCAAAAUGGGGGAUUGGUUCGCGUUGGCCAUACUUGACGGGACCUGAUGACCCAACGUUGUUGAAUUAUACAUCACUAAUGAUUGCCACAGCUAUUAAUUUAGGUGCAGAUCCAGAAGUAGCAGAACGAGACAUGAAAGAAGCUAUUGAUUUUGAAGUUCGUUUAGUGAACUUUUCUGCUGAUGAACAAUCACGUCGAGAUCCCGACCACACUAAUAAUCCAUACCAACUUUGGCAACUAGGAGAGCUGUUUCCUCACCACAUUUUACACACAACUAACAAACGGAUUAUUGCAAAUUAUUUACAAUGGAGAAUUGUUCAAGGCUUCUCUCCAUUUUUGCCACCAAAGAAGCAGAAGCCAUUUUAUGAAUUCAAGGCGAACCAGACUGGAAUUCAUGAUGCUCCUCUACCUGAAAGGUGGGAAGACUGUUUAUUUUUGUCAUUAAUCAUGUUAGAUAUGCCGGUUGGAAAACUCUAUGUGGACAAUUACUUUGACAAAGAUCGUGCAAUUAAUAAAAUGAACGAAAUGACCAAAUAUUUCAAAAAUGAACUUAUACUACAACUUCGUAAGGCUGAAUGGAUGGACCGAAUAACAAAGCAGCGGGCUAUUGAAAAGGCCCAAUAUGUUGAAUAUAAAAGCGGAUAUCCUCCUUACAUUUAUAAUGAGACCUGGAUGCGCACAGUGUGGACUUUCCCAGAAAUUUGGGAAAAACCUAAAUCUCUACUAAAGUUGACUAUAAGAAUAAAGUUAGCGCGAGUACUAGAAGAGCUUAACCGCUUAAAAGUACCCUUUGACCGCUCCACAUGGUUCCAAGGCCCAGCCCAAGUGGAUGCCUAUUACGCUCCCAACCUCAAUGAAAUGAUCUUCCCGGCCGGCAUCAUGCAGUUCCCACUGCUGUCUUCUGGUGUACCUAAUUACAUAACUUACGCUAUGAUUGGGGCCGUCAUUGGUCAUGAAGUAUCUCACGCUUUUGACGACCAAGGCAACAAAGUUUAUCACAAAUUUUACUAUCGAAGACGUUACGAUAAACUUGGAAACUUGUAUGAUUGGUGGGAUGCGGAAACCGCAGAGAAAUUUUCUGAACGAACUGAAUGCUUCGUCAAGCAGUAUAAUGCUAUAAGGGUUAAGGAAGCUGGGCUAAACUUGAACGGAAAAUUAUCAGUUGGAGAAAAUAUUGCUGAUAACGGUGGUGUCAAAAUCGCACUGAUGGCAUAUAAAUCCUGGCUCAGGGACAGAACGCAUGGUGAAGCCGCUUUACCUGGUUUUCAAAAUUUCACCACUGAACAAUUGUUCUUCUUAGCCUAUGCCAAUAAUUGGUGCUCGCUGGCCAGGCCGAAACAUUACGUGCAGGUGAUCAUGAACGAUGUUCACGCACCGAGCAAGUACCGUGCAAUUGUACCACUGCAGAACAGGCCAGAAUUCGCUGCAGCAUAUCACUGCAAGGCGGGUAGCCCGAUGAAUCCGGUAAAAAAGUGCGCGUUGUGGUAG